AUGCACGAGAGGGGCCCCAGGCUGAGGAGAAAAUCUUGCAACCAUUGCCAGAGGUCUAAGCUCCGUUGCUCAGGAACAAGACCUCAAUGUUCAACCUGUGUCCGAAGAGGUGCAGCCUGCGAAUAUCCUAGCCGUCUCAUGAGCCCAACGCCGGGUGAUCCCAGCCCAGACUCGGAUGAUCAUCCCCAGGCCGAUUGCUUUACUCCUCCCGCUGACUUCUCAGAGGGCGCGGCAUCUUUAGAUGGACAACAGGAGGCAGCACAGGGUCCUUCGCCAUCAUCAGAGUUGUUUACAAGCGCUAGCUCACUACUCCCAUCAGCAUUCACUAGCCUGAACUGCGAGGGGGGUUCUAACUUCUCUGCCCCAACCGGCCUGGAGCAGAACGGGGAUGAUCUCUUUUUUAACUUCGGUGGACUCAGCCCUGACUGGAUCUUCUCAUUAUUUGACCCUUGUUCACACCUCGACACCUUCAGCAUGCCAACCGAUUAUCAAAUGCUUGAUGAGCCCGUCCUUCAUCUCGCGGGUCAGAAUUCGUUUCCCAACGCCCAAGAACCGUCAGUCAGGUACAGCGCUAGGCAGGGACCUCAUCUCGACAAUUGGCUCUUGAGUACCGCUGAGACCAACUGCAACCAAUCGUUGGUCAUUCCACAGCUUGGUGGCGAUAGCGACAGAUCCCUGAAACACGGCUCGCACUUUCAAAUGACCAAGGUUGAGGAAUCGCAGAGAUCUCAACUACUGAGCUCCGCCCAGACGAUCCUGGAAAGGCCGUUGUGGAAAGCUGUUUCGCUGGCUAAUUUUCCGAGCAAGGCAAAGAUAGAUCACUGCAUUGAUCUUUUCUUUGUCAACUUUCGACCUCCCAUCAGCUUCAUUCACCGACCUACCCUUAACCCAACCACUAUAUCAGAGGUACUUCUGCUCUCGAUUGUUGCCAUUGGAGCUAGGUUCAGCAGCAUGCCGGGUGCGAUAGUAUUCGCCAAUUCGAUUGCUGAACUGAACCGUCGUAUACUCCUGCUCAUGAACGAACAAGAUUCAAGCCACCGGUACUCGGAGGACUAUCUCACCGCUCAGCUUCUUCAAACGACGCAUGGCCGUGGCAGUGGACAUAGGAUAUUAUUCCGCCAUAGCAGAGAUUUGCGGUUGUUGCUUGUUCGGCAUGCUAGGGAAGCAGGUCUCUUCCAAGAGCCGAAGCCCCGUCAAAAUGCACCCGACGAGUCCUCUGCCACCACGGAAAGCCGGUGGAAGGCCUGGGUUGCGGCGGAACGCCAGAGAAGGUUGGGCUGGGCCAUAUAUGAUCUCGACGCAACUGUUGGUAUCUUGCACAACGAUAGACCGGCUUUCAGUAUCGGCGAUAUGGCACUCUCUCUACCUGAUGAAGAUGCUUGUUGGGAAGCCCCUACCGCUCACUCAUGGAUGGCACUUCGUCCAUGGCAGCCAUCCCAUGAAAACAGAAUCGAGUUCCGUAAGGCUGCUCGAGAAUGCUUUUACCCCAGCCUGACUGACAGGAUUCAACUGUCUGAUGACCAGCACUUGCAUGUCAUCACUGUCACACUUUGCCGAUUUUUGUGGUCCAUGAAAGAACUCCAGGGGUCUCCAUUGAUGGAUGCUGUUCCAGAAGACUGGCCCCUCGUGAAUCAUAAGCGGACCCUCCUCAAGAAGCUGGAUCAGUUUCUUACCUGUCCAGAGGCUGCCAAAGCCAACAAAGACGACGCUAUCCUACGGCGGAUCGUUGAAAGGUUACUAAUAAUCCAUCUGUGUCACCUGUACGGUGCUGGAGACCUUAUGGAUUGGCUACUGCCGUUACUUCGCGCUGGAGGCCAACACAAAGAAGCACGGGCAAGAAUGAGUAAAUGGGGUGUUGAGGACAGAGGGAGAUUGCGCCAAGUGGCUUAUCACAGCGCUCAAAUCUUGGCUCUGAGUCGAUCUUUCCCUUUCAACCUCCCUUGCGAGUCACUCUAUGCAUUUUACGCCGGGGGCGCACUUUGGUGUGCCACAGUUCUGCUAGGAGACCUAGAACCUGGUACUGAUACCGAAGCAUGCAACGACGGGGACGAGAGCCACCAAGUCACUGUUCUACAACUCGAUGCAUUCCAUUUAUUGGAUGGUGAAGACUAUCGUAAAGUACAUCACUGGCUGUGUGAAGGCGGUCGAGCGAGAGUCGGUCUGUUUGGUGUACCGCGCUUGGGAAGCAAGGAGAGCCAUGUGCAAGUUCUUAAAGAAGCACUACGGAUUUUGCAGAAUAUGAGAAUAUGGGAGCUUUCAAAAGGGUUUUCUGACUUUAUACGAAAGCUCAUAACAGCUGAGUCCAGCAUUCAAUAA
Fusarium proliferatum ET1 is the source of this 2316-nucleotide messenger RNA. RefSeq lists its product as uncharacterized. The transcript is spliced from 5 exons. Bases 1 to 2316 code for a protein of 771 amino acids. The record is from RefSeq and is a predicted model, not a curated record. Gene Ontology annotation, molecular function: DNA-binding transcription factor activity, RNA polymerase II-specific; RNA polymerase II cis-regulatory region sequence-specific DNA binding; zinc ion binding. Gene Ontology annotation, cellular component: chromatin. NCBI's taxonomy places the organism in Eukaryota, Fungi, Ascomycota, Sordariomycetes, Hypocreales, Nectriaceae. Gene Ontology annotation, biological process: DNA-templated transcription; regulation of transcription by RNA polymerase II.